GCUAUUAUCCCUGCAUUGCAAGGUAAUAGAUUGAUGUACUCUGCUUAUGACUGUUUCAUUAAGUAAAAGCAAGCUCAUAAACUUCUGAAUAUAAGUAAGACAUCAGCUACUCCCGCUCCAAGCCUUGCGAGAGAGUCACUGUGCUCAGCAGGGUGAAAGUCUUUGUGUCCAUUCACCUCGGGGUGUGUUUACUUGGAAGCAGAGGCGGGCAGGGAAAUACACAGGGUAUGUGGGCAAUGCUAUGUAACCUGAGGGACAUGCACCCAGCAGGAGUGAAUGAACCUAUGACACCCUGAGUAGGAGAAGAGCAGAGUGGCCACACAGAGUGAGAGAUUUUAAACCAUGGCCGACGUAAGCCAGCAAACUGAAACCACUACCCCGUCUGUUGCCCAAAAGAAGCUUCAGAGAGCAAUUUGGUUCUUCCGCACAGGAGACCUCACUACCUGGAACUAUGCUAUUCUGGGCCUAGCACUUGCUGGACUUCUCUUGGGAAUGUUCCUUUUGAUACGAAAUAUUCUAGGUAACAGGAAGAGGAAGAUGAUUGAAAUGUAUAAGAAAAAAGAGGCUUCUGCUGUGCCAGAGGAGGCUGAGAACAAACAGGCAGAGGUCUACUUGGAAAAAGAAGACUCUUCCACUAAAGCUACUCUGUUGCAGAAGGAAAUGAAGCCUGGGGAUAUCACAGUGCAAUGGAAGGACGGGCACAUUGAGUCCCUCUAUACUGCACUGCCAGAAGAGGAUGUAUAAAAGCUCCCUAGUGUAUUAUAUUAAAGGACAGCAUGUACCCAGGUCUCAAGAAAAAAAAAUAAUCCACAUUGCAAAGACAUUUCUCAUGGUCAUAACCCUUAAUACACCCAUUUUCCUUUAUGGAUCUCCAAGAAAUGCAGGGAAAUCAUGCACAGAUAUAAUUAGGGUAUUACAAGUCUCUACCUCGGUGGUUGUCAAACUUUUUCAGUUCAAGCCUCACUUGAAGGUCCAACCUUUGGCUAGGGUUUCCCUUGUAUCUUCUUAGAAAAAAACAGGCCGGCACAAAACCCGGAGUGGAGUAGAAAUAUGAUGCUUAAUGUCGCUAUUUAUUAAGAAUUUAAUUCAGCCCUAUGCAUUUCCUGCCCCAUAUGGGCAUUUAAUCAAAGACCCCCUUAAUAAUAGGUUCCCCUUGCUCAUGAAAUGGGUACAGAUGUAAGAAAAAAUUGUUGUUUUAGUCAUAGUUUGAACAGUAUUUAUGACAGUAAAUACACAUUCACCCCAAAUCUCACCCUAACCGGCCUUCAAGCUGGGCAUUCAGGUGUAUCUAGGGAAGCACAAACAUGGCCGUUCUUCCCAAUUCUCACCCUAAGAGACCUUCAAGCUGGACUUGUAUCUAGGGGUACAAGCAAGGAUUUUAAGGAUACUACAAGUAUGUGAGUACUAAAAAGUAUUCAGAUGACAGUACCCUGCACUCUUGGAUGGCUGGUUGCAAGCAAAAACAGUUAAUGUAGGGUGUUGUGUGCCAGACAACAGUACAGUGCAAUGAAAUGAUGUUUACCAUGAAUUGUUCAGGGGAUGUCAGAUAUUGUACCUGUGGACUGCCUAUGGCCUUUAUGUUUUAAGUCUAGCUAUAUAAUUUUAAUUUAAAAUAAACCCAUGUUUUCAGUGAGACUGUGGGUUGCAUAAAAUAGUUAAAUGGAUGUUGUAAUAUUACUUCUGGAUAAUUUACUUAUAAAGGUAUAGGAUCCAUUAUCCAGAAACCCAUUAUCCAGAAAGCUCAGAAUUUUAGAUAGACUGUCUCCUAUUGGUUCCAUUAUAACCAAAUAAUUAAUUUUUUUAAUUAAUUCCUUUUCUCUGUAAUAAUAAAACAGUACCUUGUACUUGAUCCAAAUUAAGAUAUAAUGAAUUCUUAUUGGAGGCAAAACAAUUAAUAUUCGGGUUUAAUUAAUAUUAAAAUAAUUUCUUUUUAGUAGAAAUAGGGAGAUCUAAAUUACAAAAAAAUCCCUUUUCCACAAAACCCCAGGCCCUGAGCAUUCUGGAUAACAGGACCCCUACCUGUAAUACUUUAUACAUGCCUAAAUAGCGCUGCCGUUUUCUGUUACAUAAGAGAUGUGGUGUUCAUAAAAUUCUGUAUCUUAAAAGUA
Xenopus tropicalis (tropical clawed frog) is the source of this 2108-nucleotide messenger RNA. It is a transcript of the gene slc51b, whose product is annotated as solute carrier family 51 subunit beta. The record is from RefSeq and is a predicted model, not a curated record. Lineage: Eukaryota; Metazoa; Chordata; Amphibia; Anura; Pipidae. Gene Ontology annotation, cellular component: plasma membrane. The coding region runs from base 343 to 744 and encodes 133 amino acids. Gene Ontology annotation, molecular function: transmembrane transporter activity; protein heterodimerization activity. Gene Ontology annotation, biological process: transmembrane transport; bile acid and bile salt transport. The transcript has 4 exons.